UUCCACGCGUUGCCACGGUGCCAUGGGUUGCAAACAAUCUCGUGAUAGUCCCAAAACACCCUAUGAAGCCAAUGAGCUAUCGCAGGAGGCUGGCGCAGUCGGGACAGGAUUGUUGGAGGUACCGGUGGAUGACUAUCUGACUUACAUCUACGGCUUGCGCAACGGCGACUUCGCUGUGGCCGGUGGUGAAGGUUGGCUGUACAUCUAUAGCAGCGAAGGGAAGCAGACGGUCAAGCUUCGGGCUCACCGGAAGGCUGUGAACCGGGUGUUGGAAGCAGCAGACGGGUCGCUUUUUUCUGCGUCUUCUGAUGGCACAGUGCUGAGAUGGAAAGGUCUCAAAGAAGGCCAAGAGAUCCAAGAGCCAGAGAUCUGGGGAUCCUCACCUGCCUUUCGAACGCCGAACGCGGAACGCCUGCGGUGGAUCUGGUCAUUUCGAAAUCGCCUUGUGCAGAAAUUCGAAGGGCACAUUCUGGCCGUCAGUGCGAUGGACUUACUAGAGGCAGGUCUCUUCACCGGUUCAAGGGACUGCUGUGUCAUGCUCUGGGACUUGGAAACGGCGCAGUCGCCCUGGCACAACUUGGGACCUGAAAUUCAUGGCUGCAGCGUGGAGCUGCUGGCGAUGGUGGAGCAAGGCAAGCUGCGGGACGGUUGCGAAGAGGUACGGUGCAACUUCUGCCCUUUGAAAGGCAGCGAGUUGUCCGCACUGGGCCGGCGCCUGGCGGACGCGCCGUUUCGAACGCGGAGCUUGGAUUUAUGCUAUUGCCAGCUGGGUGCUUUAGGUCUCUACGCCUUUUCCUCGCAGUUCUGUACCUCACGGACGCCCAGCGAUGACGGUUUUGGCGUUGGAGUUGGCGGGCUGGCGCAACUUUCGUUGGGCGCCAACGGUUUGGGAUCCAAAGGAGCACAACUGGCCGCGGAGCUGGUGCUGAAGAUGAAGCUGCAACGCUUGGAUUUGGAGAGCAAUGAACUACAAGAUGAGGGCUGCAGAAUCUUAUCGCAGAAGGCCCUACAGAGCAACAAGUGCACCUUGCAACAUUUGGAUUUGCGGAUGAACGGCAUCCGGCCCGACGGCGCCGCGGCACUGGCGAAAGCCCUGAUGAAUAACAGGACGCUGACACACUUGGACCUUGGCUACAACCGGAUUGGUACUACCGGGGCGGAAGCGUUGUGCACAGUCCUGAAGACCAGCAAUGUGCAGGUGCUGCGGCUUGAGGACAACGACGUCAAGGACCAAGGCGCUAUGGCGCUGGUGGCGUUGCAGCUUCAAGUUCUAGAGCUGGGAUUCAACCAGGCACUGAUUGAAUUCCGUGCCGUCUUGCUGGCGGCCCAGCUCUGCGGUCGUGGCACACGAGGGCCCAAACGCUUGGGGUUGGGCGGCAACGACCUGCGGGAUGCCGGCGCUGCAGCCUUUGCUGCCGCGUUGCAAAAGAAUUGUUGCCUGGAGGACGCGGUGAAGACGAUGAAUUGGCUUUUCCGAACAGCUGCAUUGGCAGCGCAGGCAUUGGAGCGGUUUUCCGGUUCCAAAUCCCAGUUGCCAGGUGGUGCUGCUUUGGCUUCUGCUUUGCAGAGCAACUGGCGCCUGAGAGAGUUGGAUCUGCGCGACAAUGAGAUCUCCUCCGAGGCAGCCCGCAUCAUUGACGAGACGACCUCCUGUGCACGUCUCGCCAGCGCAAAAAGACCGUCCUCGCCUGAGAGGAUCGAUGAACUUCUGGUUGAGUUGUCAACUGGAACGCGCAGGCGUUUUUGUAGCGCCUGGAGCGUAAGAGCCUAUCUUUCCUGGCUUACCAAGGACCUCGCGCAAGGCGAUGAGAAUCGGCGUCAUCUGGUGGCAGCUGCGUUGGCAUCUGCCAUUGUUGAUGUUGAUGGCUUGUGGUACGAACUGCCGCGGCUCCGCGAGCUCUCCUCCCUCUACGGCCGCAAGCUUCGGGGCGGCUCGCGCGCGCGUGCGCAAGGUCUUUACGUGCUGAACCUCACGCCGUUCCGCGUCACCGUGACGGCUUCGCCUGGGUCGAAGCACAGCGCUAGAGCUUUGGAGGAGAACACCGGCGGCGCCUUGGGCGACGUCGAAGAAGUGGCCUUCGAGUCGCUGCAGUUCUCGCAGAAGACGGCUCGCGGCCUACAGAGCAUGGAGAGUUUGAAGGUUGACAACCGCGUAGGCACCGGUGUGGGUGAGCGGUGA
Molecule: messenger RNA, 2179 nt
Organism: Cladocopium goreaui
Lineage: Eukaryota; Dinophyceae; Suessiales; Symbiodiniaceae
Source: the annotation of a GenBank genome assembly